AUGCACAAAUUUGAAGAGGAGGUUUCCGAUUUAACCAAAUUACUAGAAAUCAAGUCAAAUGAUGCAGAUUUAUUAAAGAGACGGGGAGAAAUUUACCACAAAAUAGGAAGGUAUGAAGAAUCAAUUGGCGAUUUGAGUAAAUCCCUAAAUGUUCAACCAUAUGACCCAUCUGCAUUGAAAAAUCGUGGCGCGUCCUACUGUAUGCUAAAAAAAUAUGAUAGAGCACUGGAGGACUUGAAUUUGUCAUUGGAAAUUGCACCAGAUGAUGCAUUCGCGUUGAUUAAUCGUGGGAUGACUUAUUAUAAGAUGGGAAGACACGAUGAGGCGCUUGUGGACCUCAAAAGGUCAUUUCAAACUGAACCAGACAAUGCGAUUUCAUUAGGAUAUCUCGGAUCGACAUAUCGCAUCAUGGACAGAGAUGAAGAAUCACUUGAAAAUCUGAGCAACUCAUUAAAACUCGAUCGAGAUAAUGUGUUUGCUUUAAAAAAUCGAGCAGAGGUCUAUUACAAGAUGAAUAGAUACGAAGAAGCGCUCAAUGAUAUUAAUAAAUUGCUAGAAAUCAGACCAUACGAUACCGAAACAUUGGACACACGUGAAACAGACCUUCAUUUAAUAUCAUCGGUAGAGGAAGCAGAAACGCCUAAGAAUAGUAAUAAUGUAAAUCUCGAGUAUUCAGGAGCAGGUGGACGCGAUGGAAAAGAUGGAGACAUUGGUUGCGAUGCAAGUUUUCCUGAGCGAGGAGAAGAUGGAAAAAAUAAGGAGAUUAAAUUAUCCUCCAAAGAGAACGGACAUGUGUAUAUUGAUGAGAAAAGAUAUCAGCUACGUGAAAUUGGAAUGAUAAAUAUCAAUGCAAGAGGAGGAAAUGGUGGAAAUGGAGAGGGCGAGGACGCGACGGUAGAAACGGAAGAGAUGGACGUAACGCAGGAAAACAUUUCCCUGGAGGGGACGUCAAACUUGACAACUGAAUACAAAAUAAAUCUUAAAGGUGAAAAUGGCGAAGAUGGAGAGGAUGGUGGCAGAGGCACCAGUGGAGCUGAUGGUGGAAGGGGAGGUCACAUUAUAAUUAGUGCACACGAAGAAGAUGUACAUUUAUUUUUGUUGAUUGGCAAAUACGAUGUCGGCGGUGGGGCCGGAGGAAGUCCCGGGGAGAAUGGUGAGGGCGGUAAGGGUGGUUUGGGAGGUAAGGGUGGGAAAAAAUAUACAGGAUGGAAAGUGGAAACAAGCGACGGGUACACUAGCGCCAUGCCGAUGAGCAUGAAAGGAGGAUCUGACGGUCGCCCUGGUAGGAACGGUCUACCUGGUAAUGCGGAAUUAACCUGGGGGAAACCUGGUUCUAAAGGUUCACUUACAUAUCGAGUCUUAGGUGAUGGCCCCCAAAUUUCAUACGAUGGAGUGUUCUCUUUGGAGAUCACAGAAUUUGAAUUAAAGGUUCAAGAUCCUAGCGGAAUUCUUGAACCUGGAGGAACAAUUAAUGUUCACAAUAUAAAAUUUCGUAACAAUGGAAAAAUGCCCACUCCCAAACACCAUGACAUUGUAAUUCUACUUGAACAAUCUCAAAUGUUUGCCAACAAACCUCAGCAUAACGCGCCAAGAUCAAUUCAACCAAAUCAUUCAAAUGUCUCGGACGGUACAUUGUGUGUACGUCUCAAAGAUAUGAAAGAAGUGAGUGAUGGAGAACCGUUCAAGAGAUUAUGUAAGACUGAAUUUCGAGCAAAAAUGACUGGGAUCGAAAGAUUUAUUUCACUUGCAAGCAAAGAGCUACAUUUUGAUAUUCAAUAUCCCGUCAAUAUUGGUAAAGUGAUCGCAUUACGCAAACCGAGUGAUAAUAAUGUAUAUGAGUUAUUUUGGUUUAUCAGAAACAUUGGUAAUUCGGGUCUAGGUUAUGAAUCAGAUUGUCAUAGGAGAAUCAGAACAAUACUAUGUGAAGACGAAGUACCACUGGCAUAUUUUGAUAUUCCCUUGCUUCGCGCGAAUGAGACGAAGCAAUUUAACUAUCAGAUCUGUCUUGGAAAAGAUGAAGCGAGUAAUUAUUCGGUGAUAUUGCAGAUCAAUGUGAUAAAUAAACCAGAUUUUCUCAAAUCAAUUCAACGUCGACGUUUUGCGAUCGUCCCCGAGACAGAACACAAGGACGAUUUAAUCCUUGAUAAAAAUCAUGCAAUCACAAACGAUGAAUCCAAGAAUAUUCUUGAACGGAUAGACGUCAAACUGUUAAAUCGAAUCGACUCGACUGAUCCCCGAGAGGUAUUUAUAAAAGGUGUCGUGAAAAUUGAUAAAACUGAAAUCUCGAUGAACCACAAUUUUCGCUUUCAACCCAAUGGCUAUAUUCGUACAUUGGCCAAGCGUGGAGAUGUCACCGUUGAAGUCGAUGAGCACGAGAAACAUCUCCUACUGCUAUUGAAAGGAACCGAAAAUAAGAAUAUUAAUUGGAAAUAUAAAAUUUAUAAUGGAAAAAGUAGUAAGAUAGAAGAGUUUGAUCGUCCUUACCAGUUAAAAAUUGUUGAUUUUAAUUUACACAAGAGUGAACCCAAAGAUUCGAGUGGAAUCUGCGAACCAGGUUCAAGCAUCGUCAUCGAUCAAAUUAAAGUAAGGAAUACAGGCGAAAUGUCGACUCCAAUUAAUUGCCAUGUUAAAAUUUCUAUUAUGAAGACGGACGAUUUAAUUCCCGUUCCAGAUCAGUGCAUACUUUUGCACAGAGCCAUUAAGCCUCGGGAAGAAAUAUUGCUAAACGAUUCCUUGGGUUUUAGAGUCAAACCGCAAGAUCAACCCGCACUUGGAAAUUCGUUUAAGGAAUUAUACGAUAUUAAUUUGAAAGUAAACGUGUGUGAAAUUGAACGUCAAAUUCCUUCAUUCAAGAUACCUAAAACGCUCGAUGUUUGUUAUCCAAUCCGAAUGUGCUCCAAUGUUGGCGUGAGAUAUAUACCAGGAAAUGACUUGACAACGAUCGGUUGGGGAUUGGAUAAUAUCAGUGAUAUUGAUUUUGGCUCAGAAUCGGAUUCAGAAAGAGUGGUGGCAGUCAAAAUUACUCUCGACGACGUUAAUAGUUUGGCUUUUAAGACAAAGGGAGGUUCGGAGAAUGCUUCGAUAAUAAUAGAUGUUCCGGAAUUGAAGAGUAGAAAUCAGAUUUUCAUGUCUUGCAACAUUUUUAGGAAAGAUAAUGCACCAACAUCUAUUAGGGCAAGCCUUUCGGUCUCCCUUCAACUUGGAACCAUCGAAAAUCCCGAAAAGGCACAGGAUAUUGAAAUUCGGAAACUCCUGGUUAGGAUAUCACCAAGAUUCGAUAAAACUAAAGACUUUGAUUUUAUUCUUGUGACAAACCGGUAUACAAACGAUGAAGAAUAUUUUGCGUGGAGUAGAAUAUGCAAAGAUUUUGGAUUAAAAAUGGCAGUAUGGGAUAUCUCGAGGGAAGGUCAUUUUGAAUUGGAAAAUUUGAAGAACGAUUUCCGCGGCAAAACUAUCGUCAUUCUCAACAAUGAUUUUGAAGACAUCGAAAGCAUCUCAAAUGUCAAAAAUGAAAAGGUUAAAGCUUGUGCGUUGGAUUUUAUUAAACCAAAUCAAUUCCAUGAGGCCGCCUGUAACUACGAUAUUAAAUUCUAUAUAAUCGGUCCUGAUCUCGGUGAAUACGGAUUUGAAAAGCUUUUCGUUCCACUAAUUGAGACAAGGUAUUGUGUCAGCUCAAACAUCCGAAAAAUCGAAAAGUACGUCGAUUAUAAAAGAAAGCAAGCUGACGCAGUUUAUAAUUCGAGCGAAGAAAGGCAUAGGCAAGUAGAAAGCUUCAAGUGUCAUUUGCGUAGAAGUUUUAGAUCAGACGGUGAUUAUUUGAAAUCUAAAAAGGACAAAUUGAGUAUAUCUUUACGCGCACUCUUUCCAAAUCAACGUUAUAUAAUCUUCCCAAUGGUUGGCAACUCGCGGGACGACGAUCAAAUUAUGAUAUGUAGAACCUUGGAUAGGACUCGAUAUCACCUGGUAUAUUUGAGCGUGGAAGAUAGUGACAUUCACCGUCAGAUGCAUAUAAUGAAAAGAUCAAAUAAAAUUGGUUUCUUGGCAUGCAUCUCGUUUACCAAACGACUCGAAAUAUUAAGAUCUUUGACAGUUGAAUCAUUUAGAAAGGAAGAACUUAAUGAAGAACUAUUAAAUAUAUUGCAGGAUCUGGUGGAAGUUGAUCUGGCAAUCGAACUUGUCAGUCUGUGCGAUGCACGCAUAUCAAAAGACAUAAAUGUGGAUAAGUUUUCUAAUAAUAUGGUAUUUUUCAAGGAAUUCUGUAAAUUUGUUGGAGACGUCAUGGCAAAUUCUGGAUCGGUGAACGAUGCAUGCUACGACUGGGAAUAUCAGGUCAUGGCAAAGUUAGAAGUUCUACUCAAGUAUGGACCGUCCUCUAUGCUCGGAAGCAAUGGUAGGCAGGUUUCUAUGUUACAAGAAAUUAUUAAGACCACAUACAACGAGAUUUUUAGUCUAGUUUCAAAACGUGAGCCGACAAUUAACUUAAUGUGUCAACAAGAAAGGCUAAGAGAAAAAUGCAAAUUGGUGGAGCAAACAUGGAAUCAAGAGUGGAGAGGUGGUUCAUGGAGAGAUUUAUUGAGACCUUCAAUUGAAAAAUUAAAAUUUACUGGUAAUAAAAUGAUGGCAUCCCUUCAUGAUAUUCCAGGAUUGCGGAAUGACUGGAAUUAUUUGGUUAAUGAAAUGAAUAUCUAUCUAACUGAGGAAAAAUAUCAGGAAAUUGAAGUCUAUCACCAAAAUGUCAAUGGAAUCGUUAAUCGGAAAACAAAGGCCUUUCAGGACUUUAUGGAGAAUAGUUGCGAGAUUAAACGGAUGGGCUUUUGA
Molecule: messenger RNA, 4818 nt
Organism: Acaulospora colombiana
Lineage: Eukaryota; Fungi; Glomeromycota; Glomeromycetes; Diversisporales; Acaulosporaceae
Source: the annotation of a GenBank genome assembly